AUUGCGCCCAAUAUUGCGCCUAUGCGAAAUGUCAUUGCCCCCAUUUUGUUAUCUGUCAGCACCGUGUCAGCUGUUUGACGCCAUUUUUUUUGUGUUUGACAUUACAGUGGAGCUGCCACAGAAAUUUUGUGGAACCGAAAAAGAAAUCGGCCAUCAUCUUGAUAAUCCGCCAAGAUUAUUUCGUAAUUCAAGAUGACGACGGGAAUGCCGGAAUUGGGGUCCAAAAUCAGUCUAAUCUCAAAGGCAGAUAUUCGCUACGAAGGCCGAUUAUUUACUGUUGACCCUCAAGAAUGCACAAUAGCUUUGGCAUCCGUACGUUCUUUUGGUACCGAAGAGCGUGACACCCAGUUCCCAGUCCCAGCUCAGAACCAAGUCUACGACUACAUCCUUUUUAGAGGUUCAGACAUCAAGGACAUUCGUGUAGUCAACAGCGUACCCCAUCCUCAGCCCCUCAAUGAUCCGGCUAUUAUGCAACUAUCAGUGCCCCCAACUCUGGGCGGGCAACAGUAUCAACAACAUCCUAUUCUGGGCCAUAUGGGACACAAUCCUUAUGGAUCGUUUAUGCCGCUGGGUGGACUAACAGCCAGUGCCAGCACGGGCCUUCAGACUGGCAUCAGUAGGGCAGGUUCCACUUCCGGCGGUGCUUCGAAGCCAAAUUUCAUUGGAGGGGGCGCAAGCCGGAGUACCACCCCUGCUUCCAUGGGGUCCCGUAGGUCCAUGUCAAUUGACCAGGGUACUCAAGCGGGUGGAAAUCCAAGGGAUAAGAGGCAAGUUAAACCAAUCCAGCCACCCAGGGGUCAACACCAGCAAAGGGUGAGAUCAAAUGAAAGGAGGGAUUCUCAAAACAGGAAUGCAGAUAAUCAGGAUCAAGCAUUACAAUACCACCACAACCAAGGACGUGUACAAAAUCGAGGAAGACCCCAAUAUCAACAUAAUCAAGGCUACCAGCAUCCAAAUAACCAAGGUUAUCAGCAGCACCAAAACAAUCAGAGCUAUCAUCAUCAGAACAAUCAGGGUGGCUACCAGCAGUACAAUAGAGGAGGAUGGAACCAGCAACGCGGUAUCGCCAGAGGCAGAGGGCGAGGAAAAGGGGCACCUUUCAGGCCGGGAGGCGCUACCCCAGGCCAACAAGGUGGUCAACAAGGGAACAAGAAAACGCUCAAGUUUGAUAGCGAAUACGAUUUUGAACAGGCCAAUACUGAGUUUGAAGAGCUCAGGUGUAAAUUAGCUAAAGUUAAACUGGAUGAGGCUACUGGAGGCGAUGCCGCUGCUCCUGCUACCAAGCCAGAGGUUAAUGGAGAUGUGCCAGUGGAAUCUGAGAAGAAGGAGAAAGACGAUUCUGGAAACGAAACUGGAGCUGGUGAGACUGAACAAGAAGAAGAUCAGGAAGUAUUUUAUGACAAAUCUAAGUCAUUCUUUGACAAGAUCUCCUGCGAAGCUGUGGAAAGAGCGAAAGGCAAGAUGCAAAGGACGGAUUGGCGUCAAGAACGAAAAUUAAAUUCCGAAACCUUUGGCGUUGCAGCUACGAGGAGAGGAAGCUAUCGUGGGCGUGGAGGUUUUAGAGGUGGUUUCCGUGGCAGUUACUACCGUGGGGGCUACAACAAGUACCCACAGCAACAACAACAACGCAGAAACAAUGAGCAACAACAGAAUAACCAACACAAUCAACAAGCAAAAGAUGUCAUAGUCUAUAACCCUCUUACCUCUGAAGAGGCCAUUGCUAAAAAGCAAGAAGAAACCAAAACAGUACAGGAAGAAACGAAUGUUCAAAAUGAAAAGCUUGGCCUGCUCGAAAAAUUAUCCGAACAAGAGUCAGAUGAUCCUCUGGAUGCUAAAAAGUUGAAGGAAAACGAAAAUAUCGUGGAUGCUCCUGCCUGUGUGGGCCAGUGAGACAAUGAUCUGACAAACCCAAAACCGCCACACUGACACAGGAGUCUGGACAAGAAAAAACUGACUGAUCGACGAUGUAAUUUAAACAAAAAAAAGAGUGGAAUCGGAUUGCAUGUGUAUGUACCAGUUGUCUGUGAUUAAUUAUAAUUAAAAAUUGAUUAUGGGACUGAGUGGUGUAAUUUUAGAAACGUCGACUAAGUCGUCUAAUAAUUUGUGCUUACUAAAAACACACACACUUCCUGGUGUCAGUAUUAACUCAUAGUUUGUAUGUAAGUGAUAAAUAUUUUUAUUUUAAUAAUGAUAAAUUAAAAUCCGGGGAGCGGAUUUAGUCUUAGUGUAUAUUUUUUACUGCCCAUUUAGGAUAAAAUUACUGUUUUUUUUUCACAAAUUUGGUAGCUGUAUAGAUCUGUUAGAACUUUUUUUUUCUUGGGGGGCAAGAGGUAUCAACUUUUUUUUUUGGUUUAUUUUCUAUGAGAAUUCAGUGCAAGAUUUUUAGUUUCUACUAUUUGGGUUCUAACUAGACGCAGUAAUUCUAUUGUAAUUUAUUGAAAAUUAUUAUUGUUAAAGAACACUAAGUGGACUUUGUAAGUGAAGAAAUUAUUUGAAAGCAU
Ceutorhynchus assimilis (cabbage seed weevil) is the source of this 2501-nucleotide messenger RNA. The record is from the annotation of a GenBank genome assembly. NCBI's taxonomy places the organism in Eukaryota, Metazoa, Arthropoda, Insecta, Coleoptera, Curculionidae.